CCAGCGUCAUAUCACUAUCACACGCCAACGCCAAACUGACGGGUGCCCGCGUGUAACCGUGUUAGGUUGGGAAAGUCUGUCAGUUCGUGACUCGUCGGCGACCGUAAAUUGAAUUAGGAAAGGUGUCUGAGGUGAGGCGAGAGGUCGAGAAUGGCCCUGUUCCGCGCGUUGUCUUGCAGAGCGACUGAAAUUCGGCAGCUGUCGCCGGUGGCCACGAUCUUCGCCAGACAGCUGAGCGAGGUGACCAACCUGAAAGAUGUUUUGUCCAAGAAGGUGCCGGCUGAGCAGGAGAAGGUCAAGGCCUUCCGCAAGGAGUUUGGUGCGACCAAAGUUGGCGACGUCACCGUUGACAUGAUGUACGGUGGCAUGCGCGGCAUCAAAGGUCUGGUGACGGAGACGUCAGUGUUGGACCCUGAUGAGGGCAUCCGCUUCCGGGGCUACUCGAUCCCUGAGUGCCAGAAGAUGCUACCCAAGGCGCCAGGCGGCAACGAGCCGCUGCCCGAAGGCCUCUUCUGGCUGCUGGUGACCGGCGACGUGCCGACGGACGCUCAGGUCGCGUGGCUGUCCAAGGAGUGGGCCAACAGGGCCGGUCUGCCGUCACACGUGGUCACAAUGCUCAACAACUUCCCGACCAACUUGCACCCGAUGUCGCAGUUCAGCGCCGCCAUCACCGCGCUCAACGCCGAGAGCAAGUUUGCCAAGGCCUACUCUGAGGGCGUCCACAAAUCCAAGUACUGGAACUACGUCUAUGAGGACUCGAUGGACCUGAUCGCCAAGCUGCCUGUUAUCGCCGCCGCCAUUUACAGGAACAUGUACCGUGAUGGACAGGGUUUGGGCGCAAUCGACACAAGUAAGGACUGGAGUCACAACUUCAGCACGAUGCUGGGAUACGACAACCCCGAGUUCAUCGAACUGAUGCGCCUCUACCUGACCAUCCACAGCGACCACGAAGGUGGCAACGUGAGCGCGCACACGGUGCACCUGGUCGGCUCGGCCCUCUCUGAUCCCUACCUCUCAUUUGCGGCCGGAAUCAACGGCCUGGCAGGGCCGCUUCACGGUCUCGCCAACCAGGAGGUGCUUGUCUUCCUCACCAAGGCGCAGAAGGAGCUCGGCGGCGACUUCUCCGACGAAAAGCUCAAAGACUUCAUCUGGAACACGCUCAAGUCUGGACAGGUUGUGCCUGGCUACGGUCAUGCGGUGCUGCGUAAAACAGACCCGCGGUACUCGUGCCAGCGCGAGUUCUGCCAGAAGCACCUACCCGACGACAAGCUGUUCAAGCUGGUGUCGCAGCUGUACAAACUGGUGCCGCCCAUCCUGAUGGAGACUGGCAAGGUAAAGAACCCUUGGCCCAACGUGGACGCACACUCGGGCGUCAUCCUGCAGUACUACGGCCUCAAGGAGAUGAACUACUACACGGUACUGUUUGGCGUGUCGCGUGCGCUCGGCACGCUUGCCUCGCUCAUCUGGGACCGCGCCCUCGGCCUGCCCAUCGAGCGACCCAAGUCCAUGUCCACUGAAGGCCUCAUGAAGCUGGUCGGCGCUGCCAAGUAAGACGCGCCGCCCUGAGAAAGUUUCCGAUUUACUUAGGUGUGAGAGAUCGAGUUGUCCAUAAAAACUGACGUUGAAAUCAAAUCGGAAGACAGCCAGGUGUGAAGGCUACCAGAAGCGUACUUAUCAAUCGGAAUUCCUAUUAUUGUUCAUUUUAUUUAAAUUAUUGAAUCUCCUGCCAUUCGAGGUCUGAAUGUUUAGAUUGCACUUUAGCAGUCAAAUCGAAAAUCAAACAAAUGCGCCGUAUAGUUCAUUUUAAUUUACCAAGUUAAGUUUGUAACUUUCUCAGAAGCCAGCCCUCCUGAAACAUGGUAUUAUUUAGUGCAAAGCCAACGCAAGAUUUGCAUCUAGUUACUGGAUGGUCCUACCAAAUAUCAUUUAAGGAUAAUGUACUACUUUUUUGCACAUCCUAGAUGCGCGCCGACCAAUACUAUGUUGAAUAAUGUUAACUAUUUUGCAGCCGCAGCUUGAUUCUCAGUAUCGGAAAUAAUUAUUAGUGUCUCGUCAUAUUGUACGUUGAACGAAAUAAAAAUUCUCAAAAGCUAACAUUUACAGUAAA
Cloeon dipterum is the source of this 2107-nucleotide messenger RNA. Its product is annotated as probable citrate synthase 2, mitochondrial. Gene Ontology annotation, biological process: citrate metabolic process; carbohydrate metabolic process; tricarboxylic acid cycle. The record is from RefSeq and is a predicted model, not a curated record. The transcript has 5 exons. Gene Ontology annotation, cellular component: mitochondrial matrix. The coding region runs from base 151 to 1551 and encodes 466 amino acids. NCBI's taxonomy places the organism in Eukaryota, Metazoa, Arthropoda, Insecta, Ephemeroptera, Baetidae.